This is a messenger RNA of Protomyces lactucae-debilis, 1115 nucleotides long. Its product is annotated as type I protein arginine N-methyltransferase Rmt1. Gene Ontology annotation, cellular component: nucleus. Gene Ontology annotation, molecular function: protein-arginine N-methyltransferase activity. The record is from RefSeq and is a predicted model, not a curated record. The transcript has a single exon. Lineage: Eukaryota; Fungi; Ascomycota; Taphrinomycetes; Taphrinales; Protomycetaceae. Gene Ontology annotation, biological process: peptidyl-arginine methylation. The coding region runs from base 47 to 1081 and encodes 344 amino acids.
AAACAAUCAAGAAGGAAAGAAGUAGCUGGCAGUAGACAGAUACACCAUGGCAGCGCAAGAUCAGGGCACAAAUGGCAAGGGCCUCAACGAUGACGGCACCUCCAAGGACUACUACUUCGACUCCUACUCCCACUUCGGCAUCCACGAAGAGAUGCUCAAGGAUGCAGUGCGCACAGAAUCUUAUAUGAACGCUAUCAAGCAGAACAAGCACAUCUUCAAGGACAAGACAGUCCUGGAUGUCGGCUGUGGUACUGGAGUGCUUUCCAUGUUUGCAGCUCAGGCAGGCGCAAAGCAUGUCUACGGCGUUGACAUGUCCAACAUCAUUGACCAGGCCACAGAGAUUGUGCGGCUCAACGGCUUCGCAGACAAAAUCACCUUGAUCAAGGGCAAGAUGGAGGACAUCCAGCUGCCAGUCGAAAAGGUGGACAUCAUCAUCUCAGAAUGGAUGGGCUACUUCUUGCUCUACGAGUCCAUGCUCGACACUGUCCUGCUUGCUCGCGACAAGUACCUCGCGCAAGAUGGCAAGAUCUUCCCAGACGUGGCCACGCUUUUCGUCGCUGGUAUUGAAGACGGCGACUACUUUGAGGAAAAGAUCAACUACUGGGAUGACGUGUAUGGCUUUGACUACUCGCCAAUCAAGCAAAUUGCGCUGCGCGAGCCACUUGUCGAUAUUGUUGAGUUCAAGGCUGUUGUGACAGACCCUUGUCCUUUGUACAGAAUCGACAUCAUGACUGUUACAAAGGAAGAGCUCACCUUUACAAAACAAUUUCAGCUUCGGGCGCGUCGCAAUGACUUUGUUCAUGCAAUUAUGGCCUGGUUCGACAUUGAGUUCAACGCUUGCCACAAGCCAGUCAAAUUCAGUACAGGUCCACACGCUCGCUACACACACUGGAAGCAGACUGUAUUUUACCUUGGAGAGACCAUCACCAUCAAGGAGGGCGAAAUUCUGUCUGGUCAGAUUGACUCACGGCCGAAUGGCAAGAACCCGCGUGAUUUGGACAUCACCAUCGAUUACGCCUUUGAGCCAACCGAGGACAAGGACCGACAGCUUUCUCUCCACAAGGAAUACAAGAUGUGCUAAUAAUGGUCUCCUGUUGUUUUUGUACUUGUCUAGC